Molecule: messenger RNA, 480 nt
Organism: Austrofundulus limnaeus
Lineage: Eukaryota; Metazoa; Chordata; Actinopteri; Cyprinodontiformes; Rivulidae
Gene: lepb
Product: leptin b
Exons: 3
Coding region: 1-480 (159 amino acids)
Source: RefSeq, a predicted model, not a curated record
AUGCAAAGGAUACACCUCCCAUUGGCACUACUGUAUGUAUCUCUUAUGGCAGCUGAGUGCAUACGUCUUCCUAUAAGCGAUGAAUCCAUUGAGAAAAUCAUAGACAGCAUACUAAACCUUGCCCAAACUACUCUUGUCCRCAUUAAACAAAAGGAAAAGUGGCAGGUGCUUUCACAGAUAGAAGUGACGUCCCCGCCCAUCAACGGACUGACAACUAUCAGCAAAGACCUGGGACAUUUGGACCACAAGCUCCAGAACCCGUCCGCCGAGCUCUGGAGCCAGAUCCAGGCGGACGUGUCCAGCUUGGAAGGACAAGUGCGCUCGCUCGCCCUGAUGAKGGACUGUCCCGUUCAGGACAAACCCAGCGCAGAGGCCAGGGAGCAUCYGUUUCCAGUCAGUCAACAUUACGAGACGCUGGCGAAGUUGCAGCAGUACCUAGAGAACCUCCACCUGAACAAGGACAAACUGAAGGUCUGCUGA